Rhinocladiella mackenziei CBS 650.93 is the source of this 2835-nucleotide messenger RNA. RefSeq lists its product as uncharacterized. The transcript has a single exon. The record is from RefSeq and is a predicted model, not a curated record. Lineage: Eukaryota; Fungi; Ascomycota; Eurotiomycetes; Chaetothyriales; Herpotrichiellaceae. Bases 1 to 2835 code for a protein of 944 amino acids.
AUGGAACCCACGACACCCACUAAUGAAGAUGUGGACAUGAUGAAUCUUCCCAACGAUAACGAGCCAGUUUAUGCUGAGCCCCCUCCUCGUCUUGCUGCGCGCUUCUGUCGGAAAUCCAAUACUCGCCGGAAAUCCUCUGCGAAUUCCUCCCGUCGAAGCUCGUUGUCCUCCAUCCACUCUCACUCUUCUGCACUUUCUAGCCAUGGCGGCCCCAACACCACCCAUAUUGCUCAACAUCUCCGACGAGCCUCCAUUAUUGAAAGUCGAAAAGCCCGUCUCGCGGAUAGGGCAGCUCACGCAGAACAGGUCAGAUUGAGAGCAGCCGCAGCCAAGGCAUCUCAACGCGUGUCUUAUAGCGAAGAGAAGGCCAUAGCAGCACAGGCAGCUCGAGAAAAGUUACUUGCAGAGAUCACAGCGCGAUGUGAAGAAGAGGUCAAGCGGGCCAAGAAAAUUGCUGAAGAAACAAGAGAGAAGAAAGCGGCGGAAUUGGCCCGACUGAAGGAGGAAAUGGCCGAGAAGUUUGCAGAGGCAGCACGGCGGAAAUCGAUUUAUCAACAAGGCAUACGCAGGCCGAGGACCACUUCAUUGGCAGCCGUCGAAGAGAAAAAGAUUCUGCCGACUGUGCUCAAACGUUCGAAUCGUGUUUAUGCGGCAAAGGUCAUCCAACGAUCCUGGAGGCGGUACCGCGAACGCAAGAUCAUGAAUGCCUUUGGUGCGCUUGAAUUGGACUUGAGCCGUGCCAAAGCCCUAUCUUUCGAAGAGUUAACAAAGUUGCUCUCCAUGGAAAAGACGACAGAAGUUACUUCCUCGGUUCUCAAACAUCUCGGUGUCCUGGAAGACGUCCAAGAGGAUUCCGGCGCUGUACGCGUUUUCCUCAGUGCUUACCUGGUUUUGGCACAUCCGAUGCAGGCCCUCAGUCACGGUGGUAACCAACCCCAAGAACAGGAGCUGAUGAACAAAGCGGCCUCUUUGGUGGAAUUAUUCGAGUCUUACAUGACGGCUGUUCCACGGGAGGUGAUGUCCAGUUCAAGCAAAGACGCCAUGUCAUUUGCCUUCAAUGAUUUCACGUCGACGUUUCAUGCGUGGAAGAGCCAGGAUUUGGGAGUCUUGGUUGAUAUCAUGGUCAGUUCAUUUGUCAAUCUCGAUUUGAUUCUACAAGCGACCACACACGACCACGACGGACAUGUUGCCGAAGACUAUCUUGACGCAGUCCGGCAGGAGCAAAUAAAAUUGCUGGCUAGGUUGAAAAGGCUUGCCGGCCCAGAAGAGGCCCUUUCAAGAGUCAGAGUCGCCGUGAGGAAGGCACGGAAACAACGAGCCGCCGAUCAGCGAAAGAAAGCGGCGGGACAAGUCCCCCGCGCUUCGACUCCCACCAGCGAAGGGCUGAGCGGUGCUCAAGGGGCUCCAAUUACACCGCCUGCUUCUCCCCGACCAGAUCGUCGAGACCAAGAACCACGAGCCUUGUCCUUUGCCGACAGUCUCGGACGGAUCAUGACCGUGUUGCCAUCCAACCGCGAGAUUGCUCACGAAAUACAAAUAAACGGCAAUUUUGAGGUACAGCAACGACCAUGGACAGAUGCGCGGAAAGACCUGAUGAAUUCUCUUCGUUCGGGCAUGCGAAGCAGCAUGCAAGAUGGAAGCACCGAAGCCAUUGCUCGAUGGACUCAUGCAAUGGCAGUGCUCGUUCGUGAGAAGUUGAUGAAUUUGAUCAGUCCACGGCAUCCUCUUUACGACCGGAUUGAUGGCUUCCUAGAUCCUGCCUUGAUCAAUCAGCAAUGUCGUAAUGGCAUGUUUUCAUAUGACUCUUUCUUCGAAACCAUUGCGGGGUUGAUUGCCCAAAUCUGCUCGCCCGGUCGAGAUGAGAACGUGAGAGCAUUUACCGCAAACACAGCCAGUGACACCAUUGACCGCCUCCUUGAACUCAUCAACAUCAUCGAUCUGAUGACGUUGGACCACAUCAACUUCCAGUUCAGACUGGCUUCUCGAUCCGUCCUCGAGCGCGGCCAUGAGCAUGAGAUAGCUUUGUUUGAGCGAGAUCUUCAAGACGGGGUCCACGCAUUGGAACGAACCAAGCAGUGGUGGGCAAAUGCCAAGUCCCAUGUGACGGGGCCAAACACGAACGGCAACGUUCUUUAUGCGCGAGGAUUGGCUGAUACGGUAUUGGGCAACUCACAUCUCUCCUAUCGCAACCUUCCGGAGACCCUGCAACUCGAUUACGUUCGUUUGCUAAAGUUGAGGGCGAGGGCAUUCCAAAUGGUGGCGACGUCCUCAAUACUUCUCACUACGAAGAUCCGGCUCAGGCGGAAUCGAGAAUCGCUUUGGACGAAAGAUGCCGAACGACUCAUGUCGUUAGACCUUUUGACCACUGAUAACAGUCGCGUUGUUUCUUUCAUCGAAUCUUCCCAUAUGAUGCCAGAUUCGACCAAAGAGGGUUUGUCCAAUUUUGUCGAGCGAGUCCUUCCUCCUGCCAUCGCCGCAGCACAGGUUGCAGACUCGGCUGAACAAGACCGACAAGAUGCUAUCCACAGUCAAUCUAAAUACGAUCCAUCAGAUGCCGAGUCUGACGGGUCGAACAUGGGAGAUGUGUUCACCGAACAGAUUGCCACUUUCUUGCUGAAAUCAUUGCGAGAACACGUCUUUGCCAGGCUCUCAGCCGGUGGGACUGCCGAAAGAGUACGAACAACGACGAGUGCAGGAGAAUUUCUUGCGAGAGUUGGAAUGCCCGAAUACCUGGAAGAAGUCAAUCGACUGGUAGACGGGCUUGAAAGAAUUCGAUCGGUCGACCUCAAAGCUCAUGAAAGAUGGUACGAUCAAAUAGCGGCUGAGGUAUCUUGA